Messenger RNA from Guillardia theta CCMP2712, 696 nucleotides. RefSeq lists its product as hypothetical. Lineage: Eukaryota; Cryptophyceae; Pyrenomonadales; Geminigeraceae. The transcript is spliced from 10 exons. The record is from RefSeq and is a predicted model, not a curated record. Gene Ontology annotation, molecular function: protein binding. Bases 1 to 696 code for a protein of 231 amino acids.
AUGUCUACACCAUCUUCGGUUCAACCUCGUCGAGUGAUGAGCUUUGAAGAGGCCAUGGAGAACGCAGCCAAGAAUCCUCGCAGACAAGGAUGCACUAAGUACAAUGUGGAGGUUUACCUGCAGCUGCCGCUAGAGGGACAGAGCCACUACAAGGAAGCGUUCCAGUCGCCUUCCAUAGACUUUUUCAAGUCCGCUGGAGUCCCCCCGGGCCCGAGCAUUAGCGAGAGAUCUGCAUACUUCCAGGAUUGUCAGAGAAACCCUGGCGGCUAUGACAUCCAGCCCAUCUCACCUUCUAUCCCGUUCACAGGACGGACAACGAACCAGGAGAUGUACCAGCCGUAUGACAUUCCAAGAGCGACAGGACCGUCACGAGAAGAAGUUUCCUUCUCUCCUUCGGAAUACCGACUUGUUCCCGACAACCGUGACUUCAAAACAAGCAACAAAGAACAUUACGCCUACUAUCCACCUGAAACGCACCCACCCCAUGAAAUUGCAAGGAAAAUUCGCAUCGUCAUCAGCCGAAAUGCUACUGUCGGAGAUCUACAAGAAGCACUUCAAAAGCAAACUCAGAUUCCCAUUCAUGCUCAGAGCUUGAUACGGGACAGCACGGGACAGGUUCUGGAAGACAAGAACCUUCUGCUUGUUGAUAAUCUGAAUUGGAAGAGCGGCGAGUUCUUGACAAUGACGGUAACUUAG